Molecule: messenger RNA, 2664 nt
Organism: Penicillium coprophilum
Lineage: Eukaryota; Fungi; Ascomycota; Eurotiomycetes; Eurotiales; Aspergillaceae
Exons: 1
Coding region: 1-2664 (887 amino acids)
Source: RefSeq, a predicted model, not a curated record
AUGCUGGGGCUGACCGCCGUCAUUGCCAUAGCCGCUUGUGGCGCGGCCAUCUUUAUUGCUGUCUCGGUGGUGAGCAUUAUUGUCUGGGUCAGGUAUCGCAAGGAACGCCAUGCAAUAAGGCUGCUGGGCUUCACACAGCGACAGGGAUGGCGCAAUCGGGGGUUGCAAUCAUUCCCAGAGGACACUUUGACUGAACUGAGCCGGACAGAAGGGAGCAUGCUGAGAGCGCAUGGACACCUACCGUAUGGUAAACCAACAGAAUGGGGACAAUUAACAUCGAGAGAAAGUCUGCAUCAUCGGAAAAACGAGCCAGAAUCAUCUCCGUUCACCGAGAAAGCCCGAUCUCUUCGCAAUUCCCUUUCUCGAUCUCGCUCCAAGCACUUAUCACGAUCAUCCCACAAACGUAUGAGCUCGUUAGCUACGUUGGGUGAAUUGAGUGAAUCAACCCAUCUUCCUAGUCCGCCACCCAAGGCAUCAAUAUCGAUAUCGAAAGCAGACGUCCCGCUUUCGGCUGUCGAGGGGAUUUUGGAAUUACCAGCAGAAAACACACCAAGACAAACACCGGAUUUGAAAGAAGACGAUGCUGGGUUCCAUCUAGGUAUGAAGCCCGUCUCACCUGCAUGGCCCCUUCCAGUGUCAGAGCGAUCAAGUCACCUUCCCGUUUCGGAUGACCGUAACUCAUCUGGCCCGUUUGAUUCAACCAUGACCUUGGAGGAGUCCCCGACUCGUCUUCGCGGGGGAAGCAUUGCUAGUCAAACUGCUGGGGUGAUGCCUGGUCACUCGCUACCUCCUCCUCCACCAACUGCAUAUCUCCCAGACCGAUUUGACUACGCUAGGAAUGACUCUGUGAUGAGGCUUUCCUCUAUGAGUCUGGAUACUACCAAUAGCUCAAUUUUGGAUGAUGGUAGAAAUGAUAGUUCGGUCGAUACUGAUUUGACCUCACCUGUCUUCCCCGAAGGAACGUUUGUACCUUACAGUGCCGCCGACGUUGGAGUCAAGGAUGGUCGCAGGAGUUUCAUUGCAACCAAUACCUCGAUUCCGCCUAUGCAUAACUUCCCUGUCCGUUCCUCCUCGACCACUGAAAAUCGGCACAAAUCUGUACCCUUGUCACUUCGAAGAAGUUUGACGACUCACCACUCCGGUGCCUCUAGCGAUCGCUUUACUGCUCCACCUCGAUCUGACUCCAUGGCUUCUUCUAAUCCCCCUUCAAGACAUGUCUCCCAAUCUGGAAGUCCAGUGGGAUAUUUGGGAUAUCAAAAUUUCGCUCCAUCCAACUGGCGAUCACCGGGCUUUGUGCCACAUGUCAAUCAAUUCCAAAACCGUACGGCCUACCAGAAUGACAAUAUGGAGAAUGACCCCUUCUACGUUGGCUCGCCUGAGGGUGGGACUUUGUUUCACCAGGUGAGAUCACCAGGUAAGGCAGCGAAAGCCGUCAACCCACGAAGCACAAUGCAUCGCGACAGUCUCUCUCUAAAUGGCACCCUUCCUUCUGCACUCAAGGGUGGAAAUUCAAAACGCAAGGGUCACCGACGUCAAAACUGUGUUCGUAUUUCCAUCCAUCCACCAAUGACGUUUGGGUCAUCGACGUUCUCUCCUACCGUCGAAGAGGAACCGGAAGAUUUCGACAAGAUGGAAGAGGUGGAUCUACGUGAAGUCUCAAUCAACAACCCGGCAAAAUCCUUGCCUUCGUUCCCACCAAGUACAACAUCUCCUCUGUCCUCCUCAAGGCGCAGCAAGUAUGGCAGUCGACAUGGUAAACCCGGCCUAGGUCUAGGCUCUCUCGGGCCACUCGUCGAAGAGCCACAACCCCCAAUGUAUGACGACAGCCCCUGCAAGAAAAGAAACCGUGCUCCAUCCGUCAUGCCUGCAAAUAAGCUUCCAUUCGAAAACAAGCGUGCUCUCCCUGAAUUGUUCACAUCUCUCCCUUUGUCCCAUGGCAGCUCUCUCACACCCACUCCCUCUCCCGAAAGGGUACCACCUGCAUGGAAACUCUCUGAAACUCCAUUUUCAACUCACGAGAACUCCCCUGGUAGCCCACGCCGCUCAGCGGUAAAAGGGCCCCGCAGCCAACCCGGAGUUUCUACAAUUCGAAGUCAGUCGACUCGCGUCCCGUCAAUCUCCGAUCAUGCACUAGAUAGUCCUUUGCCUUCGCCUAGCCGCCUUCCUCUUGUCAUGAGUAUCACAGGAACAGAGGGUAGCGACUGGCGGAGAUCCACAGAGUCGCUACAACGUACGAGAACAGAUGCUUCCAAUCGCUCAAUCCGCCGAGCUCGUGACUCAAUAACCAGCCUAGACAACGGGCUAGGUCCUAUUGGCGGUGCUUCUGCACUCUAUGGCAACCGCCGCUCCGCAAUGCUCCAAGACCGCAUCACUAUCUUCGAGGAUUCCAACCGAACCAUCUCCCCUUCUAAACCCCGUGUGCUUCCCCCAACUGGGUCAUUUCGCACGCCUGAAUCCUCUCCCACCCGUGGCAAGAACAGCCGUCCCCGGUCCAUGCCAAACAACCACCGAUUACCUCCCCAUAUGUCGAGCCACCAUGCACCCCCGACUCCUACUUCUCCCCGCCGAGGUAUGGCUACUCCAACGGGUAAGGUGCUAGGAGUUGGAGUUGGAACUGCCACACCUGCUAGUCUUUACGACUGCGAUGGGUUCCUACGGGAAUAG